AUGUACUUACGUGAAAAGAAAGCAACAUACGUCGUAUAUAUAAUAAUCAUUUUUGUUAAUGUGAUUUAUGCAAAUGGUAGCCUAGAUGCUAACAGUAGAGAAAUACUCAGUUUGCAUGAAAAAUACAGACAGGAUUUGAUUGAUUGUAAAGUUGAUGGACAACCUCCAGCUAAAUAUAUGUCACCAUUGAAAUGGAAUUACAAUCUGGCUGCACAAGCACAAAAAUUGGCGAACAAAUGCAUCUUGCAACACGACAAACGUCAUUCGGAUGAAUUCUCUUGGGUUGGACAAAAUAUUGCUCUCCAUCCAACCAUUAAGUCAGGAGUAGAUGCUUGGUUCAAUGAGCACAAAUUGUACGACUACAAUCAAAACAACUGUAUGGCAUGUUUGCAUUACACACAAAUGGUUUGGGCCAAGACUACAGAUAUUGGAUGUGGAGUUGCGAGUUGUCCAAAGUACGGUCUAUCAAUCGUGUGUAAUUAUGGUCCAGGUGGUAAUUGGAAUAAUGAGAAACCAUAUGAAGUGAGAUCUCGUGAAUUCUGCCCAAGUGCUGAAAAUACGAACAAUGAGGUUUUUGUUCCAUCUACAAUUAGUCAGUUGGAUGAAUUUACCUUGUCAAAUGUGUUGAAUGAGCGAACGGUUUCACUGGAUACGGGUUCAAAUGCUGGAAAUCAUAUGAACAUUCAAAUGAUAAAUAAAACUUUACCUGAGCCAAAUUUAUCAAUGAAUGGUUCUAUUUGUUAUUAUAUUUCCCAUUGA
Molecule: messenger RNA, 759 nt
Organism: Schistosoma mattheei
Lineage: Eukaryota; Metazoa; Platyhelminthes; Trematoda; Strigeidida; Schistosomatidae
Source: the annotation of a GenBank genome assembly